Durio zibethinus is the source of this 1962-nucleotide messenger RNA. RefSeq names its product RNA-binding CRS1 / YhbY (CRM) domain-containing protein (gene CAF2). Lineage: Eukaryota; Viridiplantae; Streptophyta; Magnoliopsida; Malvales; Malvaceae. Gene Ontology annotation, biological process: Group II intron splicing. Gene Ontology annotation, molecular function: RNA binding. The record is from RefSeq and is a predicted model, not a curated record.
AUGCCAAUUCUGGCCUCACUCCCAGGCCUCAACCUCUUCUCCUCCCUUCCAUCAAACCCACCCCCAAACGACGCCACUUCAACCACUCCUCCCCCCUCCCCUCCCAUCCCCAUUCCCAAAUACCCUCCCCCUCACAGACGAAACCCCCAACCUAAUCUUCCCCCUUCCAACCCCGCCCUUUCCCUCCAUCACCGCCGCUCCAACUACCGCAAGCCUGUCAAAAAGGGAGUCAUCUCAUCAGACGGUGAUCGAUGCGUCGUCAUCGGCGAAAAUGGCUUAUCCUAUCAGCUCCCCGGCGCUCCUUUUGAAUUCCAGUUCAGUUACUCCGAGACGCCCAAGGCCGAGCCCAUAGCUAUUCGAGAGCCAGCUUUUUUGCCGUUCGCGCCGCCAACGAUGCCGAGGCCCUGGACAGGGAAGGCUCCGUUGAAAAAGUCAAAGAAGAAGAUUCCACUUUUCGAUUCGUUUAACCCUCCGCCCCCCGAUAAAAAAGGCGUGAAAUACGUGGAAAUGCCAGGGCCGUUUCCCUUUGGGAAAUACCCAAGGGAAGGGAAAACGAGAGAGGAAAUAUUGGGGGAGCCGUUGAAGAAAUGGGAGAUUAAGAUGCUUGUUAAACCUCUAUUAUCUGAUAAUCGUCAGGUUAAUCUCGGGCGGGAUGGAUUGACGCAUAAUAUGUUGGAUUUGAUACCAACACGCAUUGGACCCAACGGCGUCGUGGUUUGCAAAAUUAAAUGCAAAGGAGUUCCCACCGUGGACAUGGAUUAUGUUUGCCGUCAUAUUGAGGAAAAAACUGGGGGAAAAAUAAUUCAUAGAGUUGGUGGUGUUGUUUAUCUUUUCCGGGGUCGAAACUACAACUAUCGAACUCGUCCACAGUACCCAGUGAUGCUUUGGAAACCAGCUACUCCAGUCUAUCCAAAACUUAUCCAAGAAGCUCCAGAAGGAUUGACUAAAGUUGAAGCAGAUCAGCUGCGGAAGAAAGGGAAAUCUCUUCUUCCCAUAUGUAAACUAGCAAAAAAUGGUGUGUAUGCUUCCCUAGUCAAAGAUGUUAGAGAUGCUUUUGAAGGAAGUCCUUUGGUGAAGAUCGACUGCAAAGGGAUGCAUGCAAGUGACUACAAGAAGAUAGGUGCUAAGCUCAAGGAAUUGGUUCCUUGUGUUCUAUUAUCUUUUGAUGAUGAACAAAUUUUGAUGUGGAGGGGACAGGAUUGGAAAUCCAUGUACGGGGAAGCUCCACCAGCUUUACUUCCUGCUAAAGCUGACAUUUCAAGUGGUGUAGAUGAUUCAGCCAAGUCUUCUGAUGGUAGUAGUACACCUGAUGCCAAAAAGGUUAUAUCUAGCCCAAAAAUGAUGUCCCUCUGGAAGCGUGCAAUCGAGUCAAACAAGGCAUUGUUGUUGGAUGAGAUUGCUCUUGGGCCCGAUGCUCUUAUGGAGAAGGUGGAGGAAUUUGAAGGCACGUCUCUGGCCACAGAGCAUUCCUGUGAAGCAGUAGUCUUGUCCAGCGAAGAUGGUUCUGGUAGUUCCAUGGCAGAGUUGGAAGAUGGUUCGUCCAAUUUAGGGGGUGAAAAUGAUAAUUAUAGCGAUGAUGACAUCAUUAAUGAUGAAGAUUAUGAUGUUGACUCAUUCGAGGAGGUGGAUUCGUCUAUCCCGCUGGGGUCAUUACCUGUUGACAGGAUAGCAGAAAGGCUCCGAAGGGAUUCCAAAUGAAGGACAAGGGAAAGAUCAUUACACUAUUUUUAAGCUCAUUAUGCUGAGCUCCAAUUUCUGUAGUUAUCUAUUGAAUUUGUUUUCACCAUCAAAAAGCUGGGUAGAAUGGGAUGUAUGAUUAUACAUGUCUCUUAAUAGCAACGGAAAUGUCUGUGUCAUCUUCUUCAUCUGCUCUCAAGCUUUUCCUAUUGUACAGCUGUAGAUUUAAAUGUAUAUAUAUGUGCAACUGGGUCCUUCAAUUUCUAAUGAAUCGUAAUUUAUUGC